AUGUUAAACCGACUCAUUCUCCCGCUUUCCGUCACCCCGCCCCAUUCUCCCGCUUUCCAUCACCCACCCCAUUCUCCCGCUUUCCAUCACCCCGCCCCAUUCUCCCGCAUUCCAUCACCCCGACUCAUUUUCCCGCUUUCCAUCACCCCGCCCCAUUCUUCCGCUUUCCAUCACCCCGCACCAUACUCCCGCUUUCCAUCACCUCGCCCCAUUCUCCCUCCUUCCAUCACCCCGCCCCAUUCUCCCUCCUUCCAUCACCCCUCCCCAUUCUCCCGCUUUCCAUCACAACGCAACAUUCUCCCCCUUUCCAUCACCCCGCCCCAUUCUCCCGCUUUCCAUCACCCCGCCCCAUUCUCCCGCUUUCCAUCACCCCGCCCCAUUCUCCCGCUUUCCAUCACCCCGCCCCAUUCUCCCGCUUUCCAUCACCCCGGCCCAUUCUCCCGCUUUCCAUCACAACGCCCCAUACUCCCACUUUCCAUCACCCCCCCCAUUCUCCCUCCUUCCAUCACCCCGCCCCACUCUCCCGCUUUCCAUCACCACGUCCCAUUCUCCCGCUUUCCAUCACCCCGCCCCAUUCUCCCGCUUUCCAUCACCCCGCCCCAUUCUCCCGCUUUCCAUCACCCACCCCAUUCUCCCGCUUUCCAUCACCCCGCCCCAUUCUCCCGCAUUCCAUCACCCCGACUCAUUUUCCCGCUUUCCAUCACUCCGCCCCAUUCUCCCGCUUUCCAUCACCCCGCCCCAUUCUUCCGCUUUCCAUCACCCCGCCCCAUACUCCCGCUUUCCAUCACCUCGCCCCAUUCUCCCUCCUUCCAUCACCCCGCCCCAUUCUCCCUCCUUCCAUCACCCCUCCACAUUCUCCCGCUUUCCAUCACAACGCCACAUUCUCCCCCUUUCCAUCACCCCACCCCAUUCUCCCGCUUUCCAUCACCCGCCCCAUUUCUCCGCUUUCCAUCACCCCGCCCCAUUCUCCCCCUUUCCAUCACCCCGCCCCAUUCUCCUGCUCUCCAUCACCCCGCCCUAUUCUCCCGCUUUCCAUCACCCCGCCCCAUUUUGCCGCUUUCCAUCACUCCGCCCCAUUCUCCCCCUUUCCAUCACCCCGUCCCAUUCUCCUGCUUUCCAUCACCCCGCCCCAUUCUCCCGCUUUCCAUCACCCCGCCCCAUUCUCCCGCUUUCCAUUACCCCACCCAAAUCUCCCGCUUUCCAUCACCCUGGCCCAUUCUCCCGCUUUCCAUCACCCCGCCCCAUUCUCCCGCUUUCCAUAACCCCGCCCCAUUCUCCCGUUUUCCAUCGCCCCGCCCCAUUCUCCCGGUUUCUAUCAACCCGCCCCAUACUCCCGCUUUCCAUCACCUUGCCCCAUUCUCCCUCCUUCCAUCACCUCGCCCCAUUCUCCCUCCUUCCAUCACCCGCCCCAUUUUCCCGCUUUCCAUCACCCCGCACCAUUCUCCCCCUUUCCAUCACCCCGCCCCGUUCUCCCACUUUCCAUCACUCCUCCCCAUUCUCCCGCUUUCCUUCACCCUGCCCCAUUCUCCCGCUUUCCAUCACCCCGCCCCAUUCUCCCACUUUUCAUCACCCCACACCAUUCUCCCGCUUUGCGUCACCCCGCCCCAUUCUCCCGCUUUCCAUCACCCCGCCCCAUUCUCCCGCUUUCCAUCACCCACCCCAUUCUCCCGCUUUCCAUCACCCCGCCCCAUUCUCCCGCAUUCCAUCAUCCCGACUCAAUUUCCCGCUUUCCAUCACUCUGCCCCAUUCUCCCGCUUUCCAUCACCCCGCCCCAUUCUCCCGGUUUCCAUCACCCCGCCCCAUACUCCCGCUUUCCAUCACCUCGCCCCAUUCUCCCUCCUUCCAUCACCUCGCCACAUUCUCCCUCCUUCCAUCACCCGCCCCAUUUUCCCGCUUUCCAUCACCCCGCCCCAUUCUCCCCCUUUCCAUCACCCCGCCCCAUUCUUCCGCUUUCCAUCACCCCGCCCCAUUCUCCCGCUUUCCAUCACCCCGCCCCAUUCUCCCGCUUUCCAUCACCCCACCCCAUUCUCCCGCUUUCCAUCACCCCGCCCCAUUCUCCCGCUUUCCAUCACCCCGCCCCAUUCUCCCGCUUUCCAUCACCCCACCCCAUUCUCCCGCUUUCCAUCACCCCGCCCCAUUCUCCCGCUUUCCAUCACCCCCCCCAUUCUCCCUCCUUCCAUCACCACGCCCCAUUCUCCCUCCUUCCAUCACCCCGCCCCAUUCUCCCGCUUUCCAUCACCCUGCCCCAUUCUCCCGCUUUCCAUCACCCCGCCCCAUUCUCCCUCCUUCCAUCACCCCGCCCCAUUUUUGCGCUUUCCAUCACCCCACCCCAUUCUCCCGCUUUCCAUCAGCCUGCCCAAUUCUCCCGCUUUCCAUCAUCCCGCCCCAUUCUCCCGCUUUCCAUCACCCCGGCCCAUUCUCCCACCUUCCAUCACCCCGCUCCAUUCUCCUGCUUUCCAUCACCACGCCCCAUUUUCCCACGUUCCAUCACCCCGCCCCAUUCUCCCGCUUUCCAUCACCCCGCCCCAUUCUGCCGCUUUCCAUCACCCCGCCCCAUUCUCCCGCUUUCCAUCACCCCGCCUCAUUCUUCCGCUUUCCAUCACCCCGGCCCAUUCUCCCGCUUUCCAUCACCCCGCCCCAUUCUCCCACUUUCCAUCACCCCGCCCCAUUCUCCCGCUUUCCAUCACCCCGCCCAAUUCUCCCGCUUUCCACCACCCCGCCCCAUUCUCCCGCUUUCCAUCACCCCGCCCCAUUCUCCGUCCUUCCAUCACCCCGCCCCAUUCUCCCGCAUUCCAUCAUCCCGACUCAUUUUCCCGCUUUCCAUCACUCUGCCCCAUUCUCCCGCUUUCCAUCACCCCGCCCCAUUCUCAAGGUACCAUCAGCCCGCCCCAUACUCCCGCUUUCCAUCACCUCGCCCCAUUCUCCCUCCUUCCAUCACCUCGCCACAUUCUCCCUCCUUCCAUCACCCGCCCCAUUUUCCCGCUUUCCAUCACCCCGCCCCAUUCUCCCCCUUUCCAUCACCCCGCCCCAUUCUUCCGCUUUCCAUCACCCCGCCCCAUUCUCCCGCUUUCCAUCACCCCGCCCCAUUCUCCCGCUUCCAUCACCCCACCCCAUUCUCCUGCUUUCCAUCACCCCGCCCCAUUCUCCCGCUUUCCAUCACCCCGCCCCAUUCUCCCGCUUUCCAUCACCGGCCCCAUUCUCCCACUUUCCAUCACCUCGCCUCAUUCUCCCGCUUUCCAUCACCCCGCACCAUUCUCCCGCUUUCCAUCACCUCGCCCCAUUCUCUCUCCUUCCAUCACCCCGCCCCAUACUCCCGCUUUCCAUCACCUCGCCCCAUUCUCCCUCCUUCCAUCACCUCGCCCCAUUCUCCCUCCUUCCAUCACCCGCCCCAUUUUCCCGCUUUCCAUCACCCCGCACCAUUCUCCCCCUUUCCAUCACCCCGCCCCAUUCUCCCACUUUCCAUCACUCCGCCCCAUUCUCCCGCUUUCCUUCACCCUGCCCCAUUCUCCCGCUUUCCAUCACCCCGCCCCAUUCUCCCAUUUCCAUCACCCCACACCAUUCUCCCGCUUUGCGUCACCCCGCCCCAUUCUCCCGCUUUCCAUCACCCCGCCCCAUUCUCCCGCUUUCCAUCACCCACCCCAUUCUCCCGCUUUCCAUCACCCCGCCCCAUUCUCCCACUUUCCAUCAACCCGACCCAUUCUCCUGCUAUCCAUCACCCCGUACCAUUCUACCGCUUUCCAUCACCUCGCCCCAUUCUCCCUCCUUCCAUCACCCCACCCCAUUCUCACGCUUUCCGUCACCCUGCCCCAUUCCCCCGUUUUCCAUCACCCGGCCCCAUUCUCCGACUUUCCAUCACCCCACCCCAUUCUCCCUCCUUCCAUUACCCCGCCCCAUUCUCCCGCUUUCCAUCACCCCGUACCAUUCUACCGCUUUCCAUCACCCCGCCCCAUUCUCCCGCUUUCCAUCACCCCGACUCAUUUUCCCGCUUUUCAUCACUCCGCCCCAUUCUCCCGCUUUCCAUCACCCCGCCCGAUUCUCCCGCUUUCCAUCACCCCGCCCCAUUCUCCCGCUUUCCAUCACCCCGCCCCAUUCUCCCGCUUUCCAUCACCCCGGCCCAUUCUCCCGCUUUCCAUCACUCCGCCCCAUACUCCCGCUUUCCAUCACCCAGCCCCAUUCUCCCUCCUUCCAUCACCACGCCCCAUUCUCCCUCCUUCCAUCACCCCGCCCCACUCUCCCGCUUUCCAUCACCCCGCCCCAUUUUUCCGCUUUCCAUCACCCCGCCCCAUUCUCCCCCUUUCCAUCACCCCGGCUCAUUUUCCCGCUUUCCAUCACUCCGCCCCAUUCUCCCGCUUUCAAUCACCCCGUCCGAUUCUCCCGCUUUCCGUCACCCCGCCCCAUUCUCCCGCUUUCCAUCACCCCGCCCCAUUCUCCCGCUUUCCAUCACCCCGCCCCAUUCUCCCGCUUUCCAUCACCCCGCCCCAUACUCCCGCUUUCCAUCACCCAGCCCCAUUCUCCCUCCUUCCAUCACCAUGCCCCAUUCUCCCUCCUUCCAUCACCCUGCCCCAUUCUCCCGCAUUCCAUCACCCCGCCCCAUUCUCCCGCUUUCCAUCACCCCGCCCCAUUCUCCCUCCUUCCAUCACCCCGCCCCAUUUUUCCGCUUUCCAUCACCCCACCCCAUUCUCCCGCUUUCCAUCAGCCUGCCCAAUUCUCCCGCUUUCCAUCAUCCCGCCCCAUUCUCCCGCUUUCCAUCACCCCGCCCCAUUCUCCCACCUUCCAUCACCCCGCUCCAUUCUCCUGCUUUCCAUCACCACGCCCCAUUUUCCCAUUUUCCAUCACCCCGCCCCAUUCUCCCGCUUUCCAUCACCCCGCCCCGUUCUGCCGCUUUCCAUCACCCUGCCCCAUUCUCCCGCUUUCCAUCACCCCGCCUCAUUCUUCCGCUUUCCAUCACCCCGGCCCAUUCUCCCGCUUUCCAUCACCCCGCCCCAUUCUCCCACUUUCCAUCACCCCGCCCCAUUCUCCCGCUUUCCAUCACCCCGCCCAAUUCUCCCGCUUUCCAUCACCCCGCCCCAUUCUCCCGCUUUCCAUCACCCCGCCCCAUUCUCCGUCCUUCCAUCACCCUGCCCCAUUCUCCCACCUUCCAUCACCCCACCCCAUUCUCCCGCUUUCCAUCACCCCGCCCCAUUCUCCCGCUUUCCAUCACCCCGCCCCAUUCUCCCGCUUUCCAUCACCGGCCCCAUUCUCCCACUUUCCAUCACCUCGCCUCAUUCUCCCGCUUUCCAUCACCCCGCACCAUUCUCCUGCUUUCCAUCACCUCGCCCCAUUCUCUCUCCUUCCAUAACAACGCCCCAUACUCCCGCUUUCCAUCACCCCGCCCCAUUCUCCCUCCUUCCAUCACCCCGCCCCAUUUUCCCCCUUUCCAUCACCCCGUCCCAUUCUCCUGCUUUCCAUCACCCCGCCCCAUUCUCCCGCUUUCCAUUACCCCGCCCAAAUCUCCCGCUUUCCAUCACCCUGGCCCAUUCUCCCGCUUUCCAUCACCCACCCCAUUCUCCCGCUUUCCAUCACCCUGCCCCAUUCUCCCGCAUUCCAUCACCCCCACUCAUUUUCCCGCUUUCCAUUUCUCCGCCCCAUUCUCCCGCUUUCCAUCACCCCGCCCCAUUCUCUCGCUUUCCAUCACCUCGCCCCAUACUCCCGCUUUCCAUCACCCCGCCCCAUUCUCCCUCUUUACAUCACCCCUCCCCAUUCUCCCUCCUUCCAUCACCCCGCCCCAUUCUCCCGCUUUCCAUCACCCCGCCCCAUUGUCCCACUUUCCAUCACCCCGCCCCAUUCUCCCGCUUUCCAUCACCCCGCCCCAUUCUCCCGCUUUCCAUCACCCCGCCCCAUUCUCCCUCUUUCCAUCACCCCGCACCAUUCUCCCGCUUUCCAUCACCUCGCCCCCUUCUCCCUCCUUCCAUCACCACGCUCCAUUCUCCCGCUUUCCAUCACAAUGCCCCAUUCUCCUGCUUUCCAUCACCCCGCCCCAUUCUCCUGCUUUCCAUCACCCCGCCCCAUUCUCCCGCUUUCCAUCACACCGCCCCAUUUUCCCGCUUUCCAUCACCCCGCCCCAUUCUCCUCCUUUCCAUCACCCGCCCCAUUCUCCUGCUUUCCAUCACCCGCCCCAUUCUCCGGCUUUCCAUAACCCCGCCCAAAUCUCCUGCUUCCCAUCACCCCUGCCCCAUUCCCCCGCUUUCCAUCACCCCACCCCAUUCUCCCGCUUUCCAUCACCCCGUGCAAUUCUCCCGCUUUCCAUCAUCCCGCCCCAUUCUCCCGCUUUCCAUCACCCCGCCCCAUUCUCCCACCUUCCAUCACCCCGCUCCAUUCUCCUGCUUUCCAUCACCCCGCCCCAUUCUCCCACUUUCCAUCACCCCGCCCCAUUCUCCCGCUUUCCAUCACCCCGCCUCAUUCUUCCGCUUUCCAUCAUCCCGGCCCAUUCUCCCGCUUUCCAUCACCCCGACUCAUUUUCCCCCUUUCCAUCACUCCGCCCCAUUCUCCUACUUUCCAUCACCCCGCCCCAUUUUCCCACUUUCCAUCACCCCGCCCCAUGCUCCCGCUUUCCAUCACCUCGCCCCAUUCUCCCUCCUUCCAUCACCCCGCCCCCUUCUCCCUCCUUCCAUCACCCCGCUCCAUUCUCCCGCUUUCCAUCACAACGCCCCAUUCUCCCGCUUUCCAUCACCCCGCCCCAUUCUCCCCCUUUCCAUCACCCGCCCCAUUCUCCUGCUUUCCAUCACCCCGCCCCAUUCUCCUGCUUUCCAUCACCCCGCCCCAUUCUCCCGCUUUCCAUCACCCCGCCCCAUUUUCCCGCUUUCCAUCACCCCGCCCCAUUCUCCCCCUUUCCAUCACCCGCCCCAUUCUCCUGCUUUCCAUCACCCCGCCCCAUUGUCCCCCAUUCCAUCACCCCUCCCCAUUCUCCGGCAUUCCAUCACCCCGCCCAAAUCUCCCGCUUUCCAUCACCCCGCCCCAUUCUGCCGCUUUCCAUCACCCCGCCCCAUUCUCCCACUUUCCAUCACCCCGCCCCAUUCUCCCGCUUUCUAUAACCCCGCCCCAUUCUCCCGCUUUCCAUCACCCCGCCCCAUUCUCCCGCUUUCCAUCACCCCGCCCCAUUCUCCCUCCUUCCAUCACCCCGCCCCAUUCUCCCACCUUCCAUCACCCCGCCCCAUUCUCCCGCUUUCCAUCACCCCACCCCAUUCUCCCGCUUUCCAUCACCCUGCCCCAUUCUCCCGCUUUCCAUCACCCCGCCCCAUUCUCCCACUUUCCAUCAACCCACCCCAUUCUCCCGCUUUCCAUCACCCCGCCCCAUUCUCCCGCUUUCGAUCACCACGCCUCAUUCUCCCGCUUUCCAUCACCCCGCACCAUUCUCCCCCUUUCCAUCACCUCGCCCCAUUCUCCCUCCUUCCAUCACCCCACCCCAUUCUCCCGCUUUCCGUCACCCCGCCCCGUUCUCCCGCUUUCCAUCAACCUGCCCCAUUCUCUCACUUUCCAUCACCCCACCCCAUUCUCCCUCCUUCCAUUACCCCACCCCAUUCUCCUACUUUCCAUCACCCCGCCCCAUUCUCCCGCUUUCCAUCACCCCACCCCAUUCUCCCGCUUUCCAUCACCCCGCGCAAUUCUCCCGCUUUCCAUCAUCCCGCCCCAUUCUCCCGCUUUCCAUCAUCCCGCCCCAUUCUCCCACCUUCCAUCACCCCGCUCCAUUCUCCUGCUUUCAAUCACCCCGCCCCAUUCUCCCACUUUCCAUCACCCCGCCCCAUUCUCCCGCUUUCCAUCACUCCGCCCCAUUCUGCCGCUUUCCAUCGCCCCACCCCAUUCUCCCGCUUUCCAUCACCCCGCCUCAUUCUUCCGCUUUCCAUCACUCCGCCCCAUUCUCCUGCUUUCCAUCACCCCGCCCCAUUUUCCCACUUUCCAUCACCCCGCCCCAUGCUCCCGCUUUUCAUCACCUCGCCCCAUUCUCCCUCCUUCCAUCACCCCGCCCCCUUCUCCCUCCUUCCAUCACUCCGCUCCGUUCUCCCGCUUUCCAUCACAACGCCCCAUUCUCCCGCUUUCCAUCACCCCGCCCCAUUCUCCCCCUUUCCAUCACCCACCCCAUUCUCCUGCUUUCCAUCAACCCGCCCCAUUCUCCUGCUUUCCAUCGCCCCGCCCCAUUCUCCCGCUUUCCAUCACCCCGCCCCAUUUUCCCGCUUUCCAUCACCCCGCCCCAUUCUCCCCCUUUCCAUCACCCGCCCAAAUCUCCCGCUUUCCAUCACCCCGCCCCAUUCUCCCGCUUUCCAUCACCCCGCCCCAUUCUCCCACUUUCCAUUACCCCGCCCCAUUCUCCCGCUUUCCACAACCCCGCCCCAUUCUCCCGCUUUCCAUCACCGCGCCCCAUUCUCCCGCUUUCCAUCACCCCGCCCCAUUCUCCCUCCUUCCAUCACCCCGCCCCAUUCUCCCACCUUCCAUCACCCCGCCCCAUUCUCCCGCUUUCCAUCACCCCACCCCAUUCUCCCGCUUUCCAUCACCCUGCCCCAUUCUCCCGCUUUCCAUCACCCCGCCCCAUUCUCCCACUUUCCAUCAACCCACCCCAUUCUCCCGCUUUCCAUCACCCCACCCCAUUCUCCCGCUUUCGAUCACCACGCCUCAUUCUCCCGCUUUCCAUCACCCCGCACCAUUCUCCCCCUUUCCAUCACCUCGCCCCAUUCUCCCUCCUUCCAUCACCCCACCCCAUUCUCCCGCUUCCCGUCACCCCGCCCCGUUCUCCCGCUUUCCAUCAACCUGCCCCAUUCUCUCACUUUCCAUCACCCCACCCCAUUCUCCCUCCUUCAAUUACCCCGCCCCAUUCUCCUACUUUCCAUCACCCCGCCCCAUUCUCCCGCUUUCCAUCACCCACCCCAUUCUCCCGCUUUCCAUCACCCCGCCCCAUUCUCCCGCAUUCCAUCACCCGGACUCAUUUUCCCGCUUUCCAUCACUCCGCUCGAUUCUCCCGCUUUCCAUCACCCCGCCCCAUUCUCGCGCUUUCCAUCACCUCGCCCCAUACUCCCGCUUUCCAUCACCCCGCCCCAUUCUCCCUCUUUCCAUCACCCCGCCCCAUUCUCCCUCCUUCCAUCACCCCGUCCCAUUCUCCCGCUUUCCAUCACCACGCCCCAUUCUCCCGCUUUCCAUCACCCUGCCCCAUUCCCCCGCUUUCAAUCACCCCGCCCCAUUCUCCCGCAUUCCAUCACCCGGACUCAUUUUCCCGCUUUCCACCACUCCGCUCCAUUCUCCCGCUUUCCAUCACCCCGCCCCAUUCUCGCGCUUUCCAUCACCUCGCCCCAUACUCCCGCUUUCCAUCACCCCGCCCCAUUCUCCCUCUUUCCAUCACCCCGCCCCAUUCUCCCGCUUUCCAUCACCCCGCCCCAUUCCCCCGCUUUCCAUCACCCACCCCAUUCUCGCGCUUUCCAUCACCCCGCCCCAUCCUCCCGCUUUCCAUCACCCCGCCCCAUACUCCCGCUUUCCAUCACCCAGCCCCAUUCUCCCUCCUUCCAUCACCACGCCCCAUUCUCCCUCCUUGCAUCACCCCGCCCCAUUUUCCCGCUUUCCAUCACCCCGCCCCAUUCUCCCGCUUUCCAUCACCCCGCCCCAUUCUCCCUCCUUCUAUCACCCCGCCCCAUUUUUCCGCUUUCCAUCACCCCACCGCAUUCUCCCGCUUUCCAUCAGCCCGCCCAAUUCUCCCGCUUUCCAUCAUCCCGCCCCAUUCUCCCGCUUUCCAUAACCCCGCCCCAUAAUCCCACCUUCCAUCACCCCGCUCCAUUCUCCUGCUUCCCAUCACCCCGCCCCAUUCUCCCACUUUCCAUCACCCCGCCCCAUUCUCCCGCUUUCCAUCACCCCGCCCCAUUCUGCCGCUUUCCAUCACCCCGCCCCAUUCUCCCGCUUUCCAUCACCCCGCCUCAUUCUUCUGCUUUCCAUCACCCCGGCCCAUUCUCCCGCAUUCCAUCACCCCGCCCCAUUCUCCCACUUUCCAUCACCCUGCCCCCUUCUCACGCUUUCCAUCACCCCGGCCCAUUCUCCCGCUUUCCGUCACCCCGCCCCAUUCUCCCACUUUCCAUCACCCUGCCCCCUUCUCCCGCUUUCCAUCACCCCGCCCCAUUCUCCCGCUUUCCACCACCCCGCCCCAUUCUCCAUCCUUCCAUCACCCUGCCCCAUUCUCCCACCUUCCAUCACCCCGCCCCCUUCUCCCCCUUUCCAUCACCCCGCCCCAUUCUCCCGCUUUCCAUCACCCCGCCCCAUUCUCCCGCUUUCCAUCACCGGGCCCAUUCUCCCACUUUCCAUCACCUCGCCUCAUUCUCCCACUUUCCAUCACCCCGCACCAUUCUCCCGCUUUCCAUCACCUCGCCCCAUUCUCUCUCCUUCCAUCACCCCGCCCCCUUCUCCCGCUUUCCAUCACAACGCCCCAUACUCCCGCUUUCCAUCAGCCCGCCCCAUUCUCCCUCCUUCCAUCACCCCGCUCCAUUUUCCCGCUUUCCAUCACCCCGCCCCAUUCUCCCGCUUUCCAUCACCCCGCCCCAUUCUCCCGCUUUCCAUCACCCCGCAGCAUUCUCCUGCUUUCCGUCACCCCGCCCCAUUCUCCCGCUUUCCGUCACCCCGCCCCACUCUCCCGCUUUCCAUCACCACGCCCCAUUCUCCCGCUUUCCGUCACCCCGCCCCACUCUCCCGCUUUCCAUCACCACGCCCCAUUCUCCCGCUUUCCAUCACCCCGCCCCAUUCUCCCGCUUUCCAUCACCCCGCCCCAUUCUCCCGCUUUCCAUCAACCACCCCAUUCUCCCGCUUUCCAUCACCCCGCCCCAUUCUCCCGCAUUCCAUCACCCCGACUCAUUUUCCCGCUUUCCAUCACUCCGCCCCAUUCUCCCGCUUUCCAUCACCCCGCCCCAUUCUUCCGCUUUCCAUCACCCUGCCCCAUACUCCCGCUUUCCAUCACCUCGCCCCAUUCUCCCUCCUUCCAUCACCCCGCCCCAUUCUCCCUCCUUCCAUCACCCCUCCCCAUUCUCCCGCUUUCCAUCACAACGCCACAUUCUCCCCCUUUCCAUCACCCCGCCCCAUUGUCCUGCUUUCCAUCACCCCGCCCCAUUCUCCCGCCUUCCAUCACCCCGCCCCAUUCUCCCGCUUUCCAUCACCCCGGCCCAUUGUCCCGCUUUCCAUCACCCCGCACCAUUCUCCCACUCUCCAUCACCCCGCCCCAUUCUCCCGCUUUCCAUCACCCCGCCCCAUACUCCCGCUUUCCAUCACUUCGCCCCAUUCUCCCUCCUUCCAUCACCUCGCCCCAUUCUCCCUCCUUCCAUCACCCGCCCCAUUUCCCCGCUUUCCAUCACCCCGCCCCAUUCUCCCCCUUUCCAUCACCCCGCCCCAUUCUCCUGCUCUCCAUCACCCCGCCCCAUUCUCCCGCUUUCCAUCACCCCGCCCCAUUUUGCCGCUUUCCAUCACCCCGCCCCAUUCUCCCCCUUUCCAUCACCCCGUCCCAUUCUCCUGCUUUCCAUCACCCCGCCCCAUUCUCCCGCUUUCCAUCACCCCGCCCCAUUCUCCCGCUUUCCAUUACCCCGCCCAAAUCUCCCGCUUUCCAUCACCCUGGCCCAUUCUCCUGCUUUCCAUCACCCCGCCCCGUUCUCCCGCUUUCCAUCACCCCGCCCCAUUCUCCCGCUUUCCAUCACCCCGCCCCAUUCUCCCGUUUUCCAUCGCCCCGCCCCAUUCUCCCGGUUUCCAUCACCCCGCCCCAUACUCCCGCUUUCCAUCACCUCGCCCCAUUCUCGCUCCUUCCUUCACCUCGCCCCAUUCUCCCUCCUUCCAUCACCCGCCCCAUUUUCCCGCUUUCCUUCACCUCGCCCCAUACUCUCUCUCUUUCCAUCACCCCACCCCAUUCUCCCUCUUUACAUCACCCCGCCCCAUUCUCCCUCCUUCCAUCACCCCGCCCCAUUCUCCCGCUUUCCAUCACCCCGCCCCAUUCUCCCUCCUUCCAUCACCCUGCCCCAUUCUCCCGCUUUCCAUCAUCUCGCCCCAUUCUCCCGCUUUCCAUCACCCUGCCCCAUUCUCCCGCUUUCCAUCACCCCGCCCAAUUCUCCCCAUUCUCCCGCUUUCCGUCAUCCUGCCGAAUCUCCCGCUUUCCAUCACCCCGCCCCAUUCUCCUGCUUUCCAUCACCUCGGUCCAUUCUCCCUCCUUCCAUCACCCCGCCCUAUUCUCCCUCCUUCUAUCACCCCGCCCCAUUCUCCCGCUUUCCAUCACCCUGGCCCAUUCUCCCGCUUUCCAUCACCCCGCCCCAUUCUCCCCCUUUUCAAUCACCCCGCCCCAUUCUCCCGCUUUCCAUCACCCUGCACCAUUCUCCCGCUUUCCAUCGUCCCGCCCCAUACUCCCGCUUUCCGUCACCCUGCCACAUUCUCCCUCCUUCCAUCACCCCGCCCCAUUCUCCCGCUUUCCAUCACCCCGCCCCAUUCUCCCUCCUUCCAUCACCCCGCCCCAUUCUCCCGCUUUCCAUCACCCCGCCCUAUUCUCCCGCUUUCCAUCACCCCGCCUCAUUCUCUCGCUUUCCAUGA
Closterium sp. NIES-65 is the source of this 12561-nucleotide messenger RNA. Lineage: Eukaryota; Viridiplantae; Streptophyta; Zygnematophyceae; Desmidiales; Closteriaceae. The record is from the annotation of a GenBank genome assembly.